Messenger RNA from Vicia villosa (hairy vetch), 438 nucleotides. RefSeq lists its product as uncharacterized. The record is from RefSeq and is a predicted model, not a curated record. NCBI's taxonomy places the organism in Eukaryota, Viridiplantae, Streptophyta, Magnoliopsida, Fabales, Fabaceae. Bases 1 to 438 code for a protein of 145 amino acids. The transcript has a single exon.
AUGGACUGGUUGUCAGCUAACUCGGUGUACAUCGGUUGUAAAGAGAAGGCUAUCUUCAUUCCUGCUGAGGAGACUACACCAACCGAUGCCAUUGAACAUCUUCUUGAAGGUACGGUUAACAUGAUCAAUUACCUUUUUGCUCAAGAGAAGUCUUUCCUUUUGGUUCUUACGUCGGACUCUAAAGACAAGAAAAGUAUUUUGGAGAUUCCGGUUGUGUGUGAAUUUUCCGAUGUAUUUCCGGAGGAUGUUACUUCUCUUCCGCCGGAAAGGGAAGUUGAAUUCUCUAUUGAUCUUGUUCCGGGUACUGCUCCAGUUUCAGUUUCCCCUUAUAGGAUGUCUCCUGCAGAGCUAAGAGAGUUGAAGAGCCAGUUAGAAGAGUUGUUGGCGAAACACUUCAUUCGUCCUAGUGUUUCUCCAUGGGGGGCCCAGUCUUAUUAG